AUGGAAUUUUAUGAUAGUCAAUUCGUGCCUACAAUUAUAGUUGCCGAACAAAGAAAAAAUCAAGAUAUAAAUUAUUCGCAGCAAACGUCAAGUGAGAAUAAUAAUGUUACUUUAAUUUCAUCACCAAAUGAAGAAGAAAUUAUCGAUAUGACUUCAGGUGUUGAUGAUGACGACUUUAUCGUGAUUACCUCCAAUAGAAAAGAUUUUUAUAAAACAUCUUUAAGAAAUAAUAAAUCCAUAGAUGAUUUUGAUGCUUGUAAGAAAGAAACAAAAAGGUCAUUUGAUUCAGAUGACGAUGAUGAUUGUAUUAUUGUAGAUCCCAAAACUGGCGAAGAGGAGCCAUGGAAUCCAAAGUCAGCAGUUGGUUUAACCAUUAGAAAACGUAUAUUAUCUUCGUGGAAUCAAAAAUCACGUCCAGUUUUGGAAACUUUAUCACCAUCUUGGGUACAGAUUUCCAGAAACACUAUUUCCGGUAGAUCUGAUGAUGCUUGUAGACAUCGUUGGGCUAGAUUAAAAAAAAGAUUAUAUUCUAACGCUUAA
Molecule: messenger RNA, 540 nt
Organism: Diversispora eburnea
Lineage: Eukaryota; Fungi; Glomeromycota; Glomeromycetes; Diversisporales; Diversisporaceae
Source: the annotation of a GenBank genome assembly